Messenger RNA from Eupeodes corollae, 2190 nucleotides. RefSeq names its product pyruvate dehydrogenase (acetyl-transferring) kinase, mitochondrial (gene Pdk). Gene Ontology annotation, molecular function: pyruvate dehydrogenase (acetyl-transferring) kinase activity. NCBI's taxonomy places the organism in Eukaryota, Metazoa, Arthropoda, Insecta, Diptera, Syrphidae. The transcript has 8 exons. Gene Ontology annotation, biological process: protein phosphorylation; regulation of glucose metabolic process. Gene Ontology annotation, cellular component: mitochondrion. The record is from RefSeq and is a predicted model, not a curated record. The coding region runs from base 517 to 1719 and encodes 400 amino acids.
GGGAGGUGGUCUAUCGUCUAUUUGAAAGUGAAUAUUCGCUGGCCUGGCAAAUGCUCCACGCUCCACUCCGGUGAGGAUUGCAAAAGUUUGGAAGAAUCAAUCGUCUACGUCAAGUGCUCCGAGAAGCAGGUUUCGCGACAACAACUACUACUUUUAUUUUAUCAGAACAUCUUGAGAAUCAACUUUAAUUGAGAACAAAAAUUAUUGUUAAUUGUGUAUUCCUAUAAAAAAAGUCUGGUGCGAACACAGACCUCGAAGAGUAUAUUCCUCUAUCUUUUUCGUGUUUUUGUUUUAUUAGUAUUUUGUUGUUCUAUUGAAGUGUUUUAUUUUAUAAAGUACAAAUUAUUUGUUGUUUUUCUUUUUGUGUGUUGAAUUAUGUCAGUGACAGAUAAGGCAACUUAAAAGAUUGUCAUUGUCCCUAGAUGGUGUAACAAGAGAUUUUAAAAAGUUGAAGUAACACAAGACAAGAUCCAGAUUAAGUAUUUACCUAUUUGGAAGUCUAAAAAGUGUCACAAAAUGAGGAUCUUUCCGUGGCGGUUAUCGAGCAUUCAUAAAAUGCUUGAUUUUUACUCCCAAUUCAAUCCAUCACCAUUGUCAAUAAAGCAGUUUUUAGAUUUCGGUCAAAAUGCUUGUGAACGAAAAUCCUUCGUUUUCCUGCGAAAAGAACUUCCUGUCCGAUUGGCAAAUAUUAUGAAAGAAAUUGCCCUACUUCCGGAAAACCUACUUGGAACACGGUCAGUUGGUGAAGUGAGUCAAUGGUAUGCGCGUAGUUUUGAAGAAGUUUUAGAAUUUGAACUUUCGGAACCCACGAGUAAAAAUCUCGAAAAAUUCUGUUCUACAUUGGUUCAAAUUCGAAACCGUCAUUCAGAUGUUGUACAAACAAUGGCCCAAGGAGUUAUCGAGCUAAAAGAAACUCAAGGUGGUGUUGUUGAACCUGCUAUUGAAACCUCCAUUCAGUAUUUCCUUGAUCGUCUCUAUAUGUCACGAAUUAGUAUAAGAAUGCUUAUAAAUCAGCACACAAUACUUUUUGGUGAACCAACAACUGAACAAGGCAGACAUAUUGGAUGUUUGGAUCCAGCUUGUGAUAUAAGUGCAGUCGUUCAAGAUGCCUAUGAAAAUGCUCGUUUCCUCUGUGAUCAAUAUUAUUUGGCUUCUCCAGAGCUUGUGAUACGACAAUACAACGAGUUAGAUAAAUGUCUACCAGUUAGGACAGUUUAUGUACCGUCACAUUUAUACCAUAUGCUUUUUGAAUUAUUCAAAAACGCUAUGAGAGCUGUCCUCGAAUACCAUGAUCACGAUAAUAAACUUCCCCCCAUUCAAGUUGUUAUUGUUCAAGGAAAAGAGGAUAUUUGUGUUAAGAUUUCCGAUCAAGGAGGCGGCAUUCCACGAUCACAGACAGAUCAGCUGUUUAAAUAUAUGUACAGUACAGCGCCACAACCUUCAAAGUCAGAUUUGCACACGGUACCUUUAGCUGGGUAUGGAUAUGGCCUACCACUUUCAAGGCUAUAUGCAAGAUAUCUUCAUGGUGAUAUUGUGCUGCUUUCAUGUGAGGGAUAUGGAACUGAUGCUAUUAUCUACCUCAAGGCUUUAUCUGACGAAGCAAAUGAACUUUUGCCGAUAUUCAACAAGACCAGUUCGAAAUUCUAUCGAGCCACAACACCAACCGGUGACUGGUCGAACCAGAAAUAUCUUACUGCUGUUAAUCGAGCUCCCACAUGAAUACCAGACAAAUGAAUGCAUCGAAGCCGAAAAAUCUUUCAGAUAUCUUCGGAAAGGAUCAAGAAGAGAACAUUUUAAAGAAGCCAAUUAUCUAGGAUCAUGUCUGAGGAUGAUGAUGGUAUGAACGUAGCAGUAGACGUCGUUGGUUUCCUGACAAACAAAAAUAUGAAGGAGUGUAAAACACAAAUUGAAUUUAAGAAAAAAAAAACAUAUUAUUAAAUUUAGUUAUUAAGAUAGAAAUAUUUUAGAAAAAAAAGAGGAAAGGACAUUUGACUUUGACCUUUUAUUUGAGUGGUUAAAUACCCAAAAUAAUGCAUUUUGUUUUGUAGGAAAUUAAGUUGUUUUUUCUGAAUAAGAAAAAUGAAAUAAUAAUUGUUUUAUAGAAUCUUUUAUGUCGUCCAAUAUGAGUCGGAUACAAAAAUAAUAAUAUUUAAUAAAAAAAGAGUAAAGAAAAUGUUGAAUAUUAUGAAA